ACCUUUAAUGACGUUCUGUUCUACUGAUUAUGGCUUGAGUUGUGUCUUGUAUUUCUAAUGAGUUGAACCCGUGGACAGCUCAGCCUUCAAGCACAUGAUGAAAGUAUAGCGCAUGUGCUCAGCAGUAGUCACUUUAAUGCAGCAGCCUCGGGUGUGGGAACAGUCCCAUCUAGCGGAUGCCAGUCUGUAGUUCAAACCUGUUGAGCUGCUUAAGAAGAAAGUUAAAAUAACUCUCUUAAACACAUUCAUCCACAUUCAACCAAGUAUGGUAGCAACGGAGAAAUAAAACAGACCGACAAGCGGCGACAAAAUAGGAGAGUUCUGAAUCUCUACAGGUAAUCAACAGGCAUCUCAGGAUUUAUCUAUAUGAAGCAAUAGUGCAUCAUGGCAUCGAAUACACUAAUGAAUGACUCCUGGGAAAAUGAUUCUGUACCUGCAUUUACUGGACUUGAUCUACUCUUUGAUUAUAAACCACUCUUCAUUCCACUGUAUGCCUUAUUAGUGAUAGUGGCAUGUGUAGGCAACUUUCUUCUGAUUGUUCUUAUUGUAAUUACAAAAAAGUUGCAUAGCACCACCAAUUUCCUUAUUGGGAACCUAGCAGCUGCAGACUUGAUUAUGUGUAUCUUCUGUGUUCCACUGACUGCAUCCUAUGCCUUUGAAUUACGAGGCUGGCUUUUUGGGGUCUUCAUGUGCCGCUUUGUUACUCAGAUGCAGGCAGCUACUGUGUUUGUAUCUGUACUUUCUCUCACAGCAAUUGCAGUUGAUCGUUACAUUGUAGUGGCAUACCCAAUUCGUCAGAGGAUAAGUUUCCGAAGUUGUGUUUAUAUUGUUGCCCUUAUAUGGGUAAUUGCCAUUGGCGUUUCAGUACCUGUCGCUUUACAUACCCAUUAUCUUGACCUCAACAAGAUUGGCCAUGACAUGAUUAUUUGUGAAGAGUUUUGGAACCAUAAGGAGACAGAACGACUACUUUUCUCCUGUACAAUGCUUUUUCUGUCUUAUAUGCUCCCACUUUCAGCAGUCUCCAUUUCUUAUUGUGCUAUAUCAAGACACUUGAGAAAGAGGAAUGUUCCAGGAGCAACCCCAUGCAUCCAGGAAAGGUGGAUCAAAAAGAAACAGAAAACCUUCCGCAUGUUAGUCAUUUCAGUCCUUGCCUUUGCAGUGUGCUGGUUGCCUCUGCAGAUGGUCAACUUAAUAAGGGACAUUGAUCCAGAUUUUAUUAUUUUGAAGAAGAAGUAUGUGAACAUCAUCCAAGUAUCCUGCCAUUUGAUAGCUAUGAGUUCUGCUUGCUAUAACCCUUUUAUCUAUGCUUCGCUACAUGACAAAUUCCGUUUUUACCUUUGCAGUUAUUUCUACCAUAAGAAAAAACAGUCAAGUAUGAUGUCUAGCAGAGUGUCACGCUUUAACACAUGCUCAACUCUGGCUGAUAUCCCUUUGGCCCUCACAGACAGAUUAGCUCUUCAAAGCAAAAUAUCUUUGCAUUAAACAUACAUACAGACCAUCAGUGAUUUCAGAAGAUAAAACCCAAUGAAAGAGCCACUGACAGUCCAAAAAAGCAACCUGCUUAUAUUGUGGCUAAUAUUUUGAGUCAUUUUACAACACAGGAUGACCUGCAAAACUGCCAGUGAAAGGAAGAAAAAAGCCAACUGAGCCAAAUUUAAAUGCAGCUUGCCCUUAAGGAGGAGUCAUCAUUCCUUUAUUUUAGUGUGUGUGUGUGCGUGUGUGUGUGUGUGUGUGUGUGUGUGUGUGUGUG
This is a messenger RNA of Protopterus annectens (West African lungfish), 1750 nucleotides long. Its product is annotated as prolactin-releasing peptide receptor-like. Gene Ontology annotation, molecular function: neuropeptide Y receptor activity; neuropeptide binding. Lineage: Eukaryota; Metazoa; Chordata; Ceratodontiformes; Protopteridae. The record is from RefSeq and is a predicted model, not a curated record. Gene Ontology annotation, biological process: G protein-coupled receptor signaling pathway. The coding region runs from base 385 to 1482 and encodes 365 amino acids. The transcript has 2 exons. Gene Ontology annotation, cellular component: plasma membrane; neuron projection.